AUGGAUAAAAUUUUAAUUGAUUAUGACAAAAAUCUAGAAGAGCUAGAACGUCAAAGAGAAAAGUUAGAAAUUGUAAUGCAAGUGAUGGGUCAAGAAUGGGAAGUAAGCGGGGCCGGCAUUGGUUGGUUAGGACAGAUAGAUCCAGUUGUAAAUACAAGUAUAGAGGACACACGACCUCUAUUUUCUAAAAUGUUGGCAGCACAAGCGAGCCCUUCACCUGAAUACCUUCAGUCAUUAUUAAAUGUGAAUGAAGCUCUGCUGGCUCAGAGUCUUGCUAAUAAUGAUGAGCAUUCUAGUACCCCGAUGCCGUCUCCCAUUGAUAAGAAAAACGAUAAC
Messenger RNA from Mycotypha africana, 336 nucleotides. RefSeq lists its product as uncharacterized. Lineage: Eukaryota; Fungi; Mucoromycota; Mucoromycetes; Mucorales; Mycotyphaceae. The transcript has 3 exons. The annotation marks the transcript as partial. The record is from RefSeq and is a predicted model, not a curated record.